This is a messenger RNA of Podospora pseudocomata, 285 nucleotides long. RefSeq lists its product as uncharacterized. The coding region runs from base 1 to 285 and encodes 94 amino acids. NCBI's taxonomy places the organism in Eukaryota, Fungi, Ascomycota, Sordariomycetes, Sordariales, Podosporaceae. The transcript has 2 exons. The record is from RefSeq and is a predicted model, not a curated record.
AUGCGAGCCUUCAUCCAGACCAUCAUCUUCUUCCUGCUCAGCCUGCAAAUGGUUGCUGCGUUGGUCAUUCCCGUUCCUCUCAAGACCUCAUCUACUCCCCGGCGACGAGAUACAUCGAAGGAGUCUGAGUCAGCGAUGCCGCCAACCCAAUACAAGAUCACCGACUUCUACGGCCAAGCAGCAUGCCACAACGUCUUGACAUCGUGCCGCGCGGAUUCCGACUGUUGCUCUGGGCUGCAGUGUGGAAACUUUGAAGGGGAGAUGCUGUGUACGCCUCGAGGUUAA